Molecule: messenger RNA, 2879 nt
Organism: Monopterus albus (swamp eel)
Lineage: Eukaryota; Metazoa; Chordata; Actinopteri; Synbranchiformes; Synbranchidae
Gene: vps4b
Product: vacuolar protein sorting 4 homolog B
Exons: 11
Coding region: 221-1537 (438 amino acids)
Biological process (GO): endosomal transport; vacuole organization
Molecular function (GO): ATP binding; ATP hydrolysis activity
Source: RefSeq, a predicted model, not a curated record
AUCACAUUCCGUGCAUACGAGUAUCGACUUUUCAAUACGGAAGUUUCCUCUUCUAUCUUGCUCGGGAGCGUUCUAAGAAAAGAAAUCAAGCCUGAGAAAACCUCGAUUUUCGAGAUAAGUGUCUAAUUGUAAGACUAAAUUCUAAAGCAGAUUGUCUAAAAGUUGUUUAUUCACAGCGGUGUUACAUUAAUUUCGAUUACUGGACAAGUGAACGGCCCUUAUGGCUACCAACAACAAUUUACAGAAAGCUAUUGAUCUUGCCAGCAAAGCGGCUCAAGAGGAUAAAGCUCAAAACUAUGAGGAGGCUCUGCGUCUCUACCAGGCUGCUGUUCAGUACUUUCUUCAUGUGGUGAAAUAUGAAGCCCAGGGUGACAAAGCUAAACAGAGCAUUCGGGCAAAAUGUGCUGAAUACUUGGACAGAGCAGAGAAGUUGAAGGAGUAUCUAAAGAAGAAAGAGAAAGCUCCUCCUGCUAAGCCUGUCAAAGAGUCCCAGUCUGAUGAGAAAGGCAAUGACAGUGAUGAAGGUGAUGAUCCAGAGAAGAAGAAGUUUCAAAAUCAACUCUCAGGUGCAAUUGUUAUGGAGAAACCAAACAUCAAGUGGAAUGAUGUUGCUGGUUUAGAGGGAGCCAAGGAAGCACUGAAAGAAGCUGUUAUUCUUCCAAUCAAAUUCCCCCACCUUUUCACAGGAAAGAGAACUCCAUGGAGGGGAAUCUUGCUGUUUGGACCCCCAGGUACUGGAAAGUCCUAUUUGGCUAAAGCUGUUGCCACAGAGGCAAACAACUCAACAUUCUUCUCCAUCUCCUCAUCUGACCUCGUCUCCAAAUGGCUGGGAGAGAGUGAAAAGCUGGUGAAGAAUCUCUUCACCCUCGCAAGAGAGCACAAGCCUUCCAUCAUCUUCAUUGAUGAGAUCGACUCCUUGUGUGGCUCAAGAAGUGAGAACGAGAGUGAGGCUGCUCGCCGUAUUAAGACAGAGUUCCUGGUUCAGAUGCAGGGUGUGGGGAAUGACAAUGACGGAGUGUUGGUACUUGGAGCAACAAACAUCCCUUGGACCCUAGACUCAGCCAUCAGAAGAAGAUUUGAGAAGAGGAUUUAUAUCCCACUGCCUGAAGAGCACGCCCGCUCCUUCAUGUUCAAGCUCCACCUGGGUUCGACCCCUAACAGUCUCACUGACUCUGAUUUCGUCACUCUUGGCAAGAAGACAAAUGGGUUCUCGGGAGCGGAUAUCAGUGUCAUUGUCAGAGAUGCUCUAAUGCAGCCGGUUCGAAAAGUCCAGUCAGCAACCCAUUUCAAACGGGUACGAGGACAGUCAAGAACUGACCCUAAAGUUACUGUAGAUGACCUCUUGGCUCCUUGCUCGCCUGGGGAUCCCAACGCGAUCGAAAUGGGAUGGAUGGAUGUCCCAGGGGAGAAACUAAUGGAACCUAUAGUGUGCAUGUCUGACAUGAUGAGGUCUCUGGCCAACACAAAGCCAACAGUCAAUGAACAAGAUCUGGACAAACUGAAAAAAUUCACAGACGACUUUGGACAAGAAGGCUAGGUGGGAUGAUUGAGCCAAGCCAAACCAAAGCAAAGGAAUUGUAAUUGUCUCUCUAUACUGUCCUUUUGCUUGUCUCUUGUCUCAUCCUAACCAUUCACCAGGCCUGGUGCUUUAUCACAAGUGAGGAUUACUGCUGCGUUCAGAGGGUGAAAGACCUAGAUUUGUUUGCUAUUCACUGAUGUCCAAAGAAGAUUAUACAUGUUCUAUCUGCAGGUGAUUAAAAGUCAAUGACAUUUAUUGGGUUGUUUGACUUGUGCAGUAAAUACUAAAGGUAUUGUUCAGAAAAAUACCCAAGUCUAUAGGGAAACAAACUGCAGACACUACAAAUUGGGCCACUUAAAUCAAGAUAAUUUAUUUUAAAUUAUGACUAGCUCAUAUGUACGAUUUUCUAGUCUGUAUACAUCAACCUAAACUAACACAUGCCCCUUAUAUAUUCUUUAUUUUGUAUUUAAAAAAACAAGCAUUUUAUAUAUAUUUACUGUGCUUUGUGGAAUGUAAAAACCUUGGGCUGGGGAACUGAAGCAGGGCAUCAGUUCAUAAAAUUUGUCAUUGUGAAAUAGUGUCAUUCUUGUGUCAAGGUGGUGAACAUUGUAGGUUUUUGAGACAGAGAUACUCGGGAUGGGUUUCCACACAGUUGUAUUUGUUUACUUUAACAUGAAUAUUAGAAUGGAUCACCAGUGGUGUCAGACCAGCAUUGUUUUAUUGGUUUUCAAGGAUCCGGUGACUUUGAAUUACUAUGUGACUCAGCUCAUAUUUUUCUACAACUUGAUGUAUUUUGCGUUACUAUCCACAGGCUUUUCUGGUUAUCUGUAAUACAAACUGCAAAAAUUAAGCCUUAUACUAUUCUGAAUUUUGCUGAAAGUAACUGUUGAAGUUGGACAGUGAUGGCUCAGGUGGAAAGAUAAUCUCCUUGUAUACUGCAUCUCCAAACAUGAACUAUUUGUAGCCAUAAGUGGCAACGUGCACCAUGUGCCUUCUAGAAGAGCUGCAAUUCUUUGUUGUUUUUUUUUGUUGUUGUUCAUUCCUCAAUUGGACGUACUGCUCAUAUAUUGAGUGCUUUGCCACUACACUUAACAAAUGUAUAAUACUUACACGAUUUCAUGUGAGCUCUUAAAGAGACUGUAUACACCUGUACUGUUUUGCUCCCAAAAUGUGCAAACUGUCUCUUCCGAGUUUUUGUGGGGAACAUCUUAUUUUACUGUACAUGUCUGUACAUGUAGCCUAUGAUUCUUGAGCCUUUUCUUUGUAAAUGGGUCAUCCAUGCAUAAGAUUCUCGAUUUCGUUUCCAUGAUGUAAAUAAAAGUUAUACCCACAUCAAGAAAAGAUCUUAUUAACUCAUAAG